UGGGCGUCGCAGAUAAGCAGCGGGAGUGACGGAAAGUGAGAGUGAAAAGGCGCCGCUCGUGUCGCGCUCACAAAUCUUCUCGGAAAACUUCGAUCAAGAUGCCCUCCAACGUAAACCUACAAGGUGGAAAGGCGUUUGGAGCGCUGAAAACUCAGCAACAGGAGAAGCUCGAAGAAGUAAACCGAGAGUUCCUCCAAGAUCAGAAGUUUGCAGAUGAGGAGGACCUGGCAGAAAAACUGGAAUCCUUCAAAAGUAAAUACAUGGAGUUUGACCUCAAUGAUCAAGGAGAGAUUGACAUGAUGGCUUUGAAAAGGAUGAUGGAAAAGCUGGGGGUCCCAAAGACCCACCUGGAAAUGAAGAAGAUGAUCUCCGAGGUGACUGGGGGGAUCAGCGACACCAUCUGCUACAGAGACUUUGUGAAGAUGAUGCUCGGCAAGCGUUCGGCUGUCUUGAAACUGGUCAUGAUGUUCGAAGACAAAGCAAAUGGAAGCAGCAUCAAACCAACAGGUCCUCCUCCUAAAAGGGACAUCGCAAGCCUUCCAUAGGCAGACAUCAAGAGCCGCAACUUUAGGGAAACAGGGACCAAGCUUUACUCUGUCCUGUGCAUUGUCAUUCUCUAGGCUUAUACAGUACUCAGUGUGCAGCCAUCUUUUUAACUAAAGAUGUGUUAAAGAUGGCAAGGACUCCAUCAUCAGGAGCCUGCUGCUGCUAUGCAAAAAGAAAAAGUCUGAAAACAAGUAUCAAUAGCUGAAUAGCAUUCUCUACAGAAAUAUUAAACAAAUGCGUGUGUGCGUGCGUGUGUGUAUAUACAUAUACAGUAUAUAAGUUCAUACAGUAUGUGUAUGUAUGUAUGUAUGUAAAGCAUAUACUUUGUUUAGUAGAUCAGUACAGACAGAGGGCCUCCUAGGGGUUCUUCACUGCUGAAUAAACUGCCAAGGAGAACUAAACAAACAUCAAAAAAAAAAUUAAAGCAGAAGGGAUGAUUAUAGGGAGAAAUACAAAAGUGGUGUACUGAAAAUGGAUGCAACAAAGGCCCCUGGCUGGGUGAGGUGGCUCACCUGCUUGCCCGCUCUUCAAACAUCAGAACACAACUCUCCCUUUACCCAUCUAGUUUCGCUCUCUUAAAUCCUCUAUCAAUUUAAUAUUUUCAUCUGCUAAACCUCGCAACUACAAACUCAAAAGACUUUCAAAUCCCAUACCGCAGUUAUUUCUGCAGCCAACAAUGGAAUUUCUCUGGCAUUCAGAAUUCAGUGGCUGCCAGGUCAGAGAGGCUUCGAGGUCAUUAAACCUCGGAGUUUCUUUCAUUUUCUUAAAGGGACAAGUAUCUUUUAAGAACUUCUGGGCAUCCUUGCUUUUUGUAAUUAACUACAGUGUCCUACCAACUCUCCAUGUGCUGGCUUUUCUGCACAGUCUCUUCUAAGACCCUGCUCCUGCCCAUUGUCCAUCUAAUGCCAUUGCUACCUUGGCACAUAUAGCCGUUCUUGAAUCCAUUUUGAGGUUCUGCUUUGAUUGCAUGUGUGUGUAUGCCUUUGGUUGUGUGGAACUGUUUUUAAAAAUGCAGAUGCUCACCUGAAAUGUUCUUACCUGUAGUGGUGAGAUGAUCUAUGCCAGCAUCACCAUCCUCUCCUCUCUUCCCACUCUCCAUAUUCCCAGUCUCUGAACUCCUUUGAUUUCUUAAAGGGACAGGAUAUGAGGCCCCCUCGCCACACUGAGUCUCAGUUUGAAGCCAUCUGUAAGGAAAUGUAGAGCACCUUUAGAGGGUAUUCGGACCCGUCACUUUUCACACAUGUUGCUAUGAUGCAGCCUUGUGCCCGAAU
This is a messenger RNA of Polypterus senegalus (gray bichir), 1817 nucleotides long. RefSeq names its product allograft inflammatory factor 1-like (gene aif1l). Gene Ontology annotation, biological process: ruffle assembly; actin filament bundle assembly. Bases 99 to 545 code for a protein of 148 amino acids. The record is from RefSeq and is a predicted model, not a curated record. The transcript has 6 exons. Gene Ontology annotation, cellular component: ruffle membrane; actin filament. Gene Ontology annotation, molecular function: calcium ion binding; actin filament binding. NCBI's taxonomy places the organism in Eukaryota, Metazoa, Chordata, Cladistia, Polypteriformes, Polypteridae.